ACACACACACACACACACACACACCGAUGAAUCAGAGAGACCAACCGGUUUAAGAUUUUGGCAUUACUAUAUCUUCUUAAUUCAAGAGACCAUAACGUUUUAAAUGGGAAGGAGGCGGAGAGAGAAGGGAAUAUGAGACAAGUCAGAACGACGUGCAUGUUGCCUUCCAGCACCAAGGACAGCUCCGAUUGUUUUGCCGGAGAAAGGAAUUAGCCAGGAAAAGAUGUAAGAUGUCAACGAAUUGAAGUAAGAAUUCUCCAGAGCACUCUUGAGUUUGGAAUUUGAAGGGAGCAGAGGGAGAAUCAAACGAGAAAUGCAAUGCAAGGGCAAGAACAACCCAGAUGGAACUGAUUAAAAGCAAAGCUGAGAAGGCUUUAUUUGCAUCUAGGGGUGAAGAACAAAACCAUGAGCCCCUGGAGAGGGAUCUUGGUUACUCCACAUUCUUGGUGCUUCCGCCAAGAGAAGCCGGGUGCUGUUUCUUCCUGCAGUUUUCUAGAGAGAGAAAGGUGGGGCUGAGAUGUUUUUAAAACAAAUUCUUCGUUUCAAGAAUUGCUAAGGAAGGAGAAAUGCUGAUCUGGAUUCAGUGUUGGUUCGUAUCGGUCUUUCGAAGGAUUCCGAUUGCUGUUUGAAAUUCUGGCACCGAACCUUUCUCUGCUUGCCUGCCGUUUCCACCCUGUUUCAGCAAAUGGCAGGUGAAAUGAUGGAUUUGGCAAAAGAAACCUAAUAGAAUCUGAAGCCUGGCGUUCCUUCCCUGCCAACCAUAACAUCAAUGAAACCUAGAAGAAGAUCAGCUAACUAAAGAGAUGUGAACACAGCUGAAGAUGAAUGGAAUAUUCAGAGAUGUGGCAAUCCCCAAAAACUUCACUUAGACAAAGUUUGACUGAGAACAACUCAGCUCUUCUAGACUCUCCGGUUUCAAUGGAGUUUCUUGUCCCCGCAAGUGGAUUGGUUUUGUUGCUUUUAAGACAGUUCUUAACUUUUUGCUGCCCCAUUUUGUCAUAUUUUUCACCCUCUUGGUUUAGAAACAAAUCUUUCAAGACAAAUUUCUUUGGAAUGGUGAAAAAAGCACCAGAACAAUAAAACAUCUGCAUGUGAAGACUUAUGAAUACUUCCCACAUAGCUUGAUUUCUCCUUGAAGGUGAAAACAGCAGAAGUGUGUAGAUUAAAGGAAAGAUUAACUUAUCCACCCAGAACCUACUAAAACCUCCAUGUUGAAACAGCUGGACCACAGUUGCUAAGGCCCUGCCAUCUUUCCUCCAGGACCUCAACGGUAAGGAGAGGCAGUGGAGACCAAUCCUCUAAGAUGUUCAUUUGGACCAGUGGCCGGACCUCCACGUCAUACAGGCAUGAUGAGAGAAGAAAUAUUUACCAAAAAAUCAGGGAUCAUGAACUACUGGACAAAAGGAAAACAGUCACCGCUCUCAAAGCAGGAGAGGACCGGGCCAUAUUCCUGGGACUGGCCAUGAUGGUGUGCUCCAUUAUGAUGUACUUCCUCCUGGGCAUCACGCUGCUGAGAUCAUACAUGCAAAGUGUUUGGACAGAAGAGACGCAGUGCACACUCCUCAAUAUCUCCAUCACGGAAACCUUUAACUGCUCAUUCAGCUGUGGUCCGGAGUGCUCGAAAAACUCUCAGUACCCCUGCUUACAGGUCUAUGUCAAUGUUUCCUCUUCAGGGCAAAAGUACUUACUUUACCACACAGAAGAAACCAUCAAGAUUAAUUCUGAGUGUUCUUAUAUACCCAAAUGUGGAAAGAACUUUGAAGAGUCUUUGUCCCUUGUCAAUGUCGUCAUGGAAAACUUCAAGAAGUAUCAGCACUUUACCUGUUUCUGUGACCCAGAAGGCAUUCAAAAGAAUGUGUUGCUAACCAAACUUUACAGUUCCAAUGUGCUGUUCCACUCACUCUUUUGGCCAACAUGUAUGAUGAUAGGUGGACUUGUCAUUGUUGCCAUGGUCAAGUUGACCCAAUACCUGUCUCUUCUUUGUGAAAGGAUCCAACGGAUCAACAGAUAGGAGCAACCACUUGCUUCUAGGAUUUGACUUACCGCUGAAAUACUGUUGUUUUUUUUCCAUUCUUCACCAAAGAACCUUAAGUUUGUAAUGUUUCUGUUCUAAGUUCCUUAUAUUUUUAUGAAGUAGAGCAAUAACGAAAAAGGCUGUUCUAUAUGCAACUGUGAUGAUACUCUUAUGCAGACAAUGAGAGAGGGUAUUAUGGUUUGUGUUGGCCAUCUAUAUAAUCUUGAUUUCUGCUGCAACUUAGUUAUUUUUCUUCUUCUCUUCUUCCUCUUCCUCUUUCCCCUUUUUUUUUCUACAGCCAAAACAGGGCUCAGUGUGAUCCUUUGCCAAGCCUUGUUAAUGAAUGAAUCAUCAUCUCAGCACAAAUCUGUUUUGAAAGGUUCUCCUGCCUGGUCACAUGUCUUCAUGUGGACCAUUUAAGUUCCACUUAGGCAUUGGGAAGGGGAGGAAAAGAUUGGAGUGGGGGGGAUGGUGAAAGGUAAGAACUCAAUGUGUUUGCCAGAACUGAAACUAAGAUGGAUGAUUUGACCCAGAAGUCUUUUGCAGAUAUAGAGUCUUACAAAUACAGGGGAAAUCCAAAGACACACAUUGCUGAACACCCAGGUCCAAAUCUAGUGGAGCAUAAAUAAUCUCAUUUAAAUUCCACUGAAAUCGAUAAGACAUUUUUGUAAUGAAUUAUUUUAUUAGGACAUGAGCACAACUUAACACUGGAAGGAUUCAAAAUUUUGGAUUAAGGCAAUAGCAUUUAUGUUGAUUUCAUACUCAGGGUUAAGCUUUCCUUUCCGGCAUUUUACAUACCUACUGAAAGGUUUAUUAAUUUGCAGUAACUUUUAUUCAUGGAUCAUUAUCUACCAAAGCUAUCGCCAAAAGGAGGGGGGGAAUCCAAGAUGUGUAAAAUUUGUCAACUUUUUUCAUUUUCUAUUCCAGCCUGAGCCCUGUUGGCAGAGAUGGGACCAGAAAACCUCUUGCGUUCAAGUUUAUUAUGCAUAUUUUUUGCAUUUAUUACCAUACCACUGUAAAGAAAAAUUUAAAAGAAAGAAAAUCACACCAUUUUUUUUCAUUUUUUACUUCCAACUGUUUUAGAUUUUUUUUAAAUGGGACAUUUCAAAAAAAUACUAGACAACAAGAUAAAAAUAUAUUCUAUCUAGCAGUGUAUUGUAGUAUGGCUAUGUUAUAUUUUAUUAUUUCCUUUAUUAAUUGGAAAGUGGGCAGUACUCUUCUUGUAUUUCACAGUGUCCAAAUCUAGAUAUAACCAUCACAAAGAAAAGAUUUGAAGAAAUGGCUUAGAUGCAGUUAGAGUUGGCAUUGUGAUUUGAAUAAGCUUAGAUGGUGUUUAGCUUGGGAAAAAUAUCCUCUACUCUUGAGAGGCCCUGAAAAAGGUAUGUAUAGUAAGGUAAUGCUACUCCUAGUGAAGAUUAUUUCUUCUUAGUCAUAUCAGAACAAUUUUCCCCAAUAGCAGUUUGAAAAAAAAAUACUUUAAAUAAACCUCUAUACAUCUGGAAGUGGAACCAAAUUAGAAGCAUACAGAGGCCAUCCUUUUAUUGUGGACAAGCUCCAGAAGGUAACACCUGUAAGGCUGUCUUGUUAAGAUGAGAGAUUGCAAGUGGUCAUCUUUUCUUUUCUUUUCAAGGUCCGUAUUUUGUUAGUCUGUUUGAUUGAUUUGUGUCCCACUUUUCUGCUUUGGCAAGACCUCAAGAUGUAUUGAGCCCCAUAGUUGAUUGCUAUUUAAGAAUAGCAAGGAGGUCAAAUAACACUGGACACCUUGUAGGAACACAGAGAAUAUUAAAACAAGUGUAGGAGGAAAGAGAAUAAACCUGCCCUGAGUAAAAUGUGUGUAAUAUAUGAGUAAGAACCAUUGCAUUAAUACUUGGUUGAGCAAAAGCGUACAAUGGAAUGAAGAUAGAUUAUUAGCGGAGCAGAGGUUAUUCUGUAUAUAGUGGUAGCUUGGUACUCAACUGCUUCAAAACUCGUCAAAUUUAGUACCCAAUGCAUUUUGACAUGAAAAUGUUGUCCUGAUACUCCGUAUUUGAUGUGAUGCAAAAGGAGGUGGGGGGUGGUCGCAGAGGGCGGGCAGGAAGUAAGCCAUGCUGGGAAGGUCAUUGACAUAGGAAAAGGGACAGCUAGGAAGUCCUUCCCAGCUGAAAGACCAUGAUAAGUCACAUGGUUUGUUUGGUAUUCAUCCUUUUUAGUAUUCAUCUUGCCUCCCGGAACCAAUUAAGGACAAAUACCAAGGUAUCACUGUAAUUUGAAAAUGAUAAGGUGAGAAAAUGUUUAUUUUGAAUCCAGUAGGUCCCUCAUGUGGAUAAAAAGGGUGAGGCUAUAAAAAGCACAAUUAUAUUUUUCUAUCCAUCUCUCCUCUGCCUGAUUACCAAGAAUCACAGUUUACUUAAAUUAUAUCUAUAAGGACGGUCUUAGCAGUUUCUGAUAUUGAAUUCAGCCCCAAGGGUGAAGUAUAAGGUAUUUGUUGAUCACUCUCUAGAAUUCUACAGAUUUUUAACAAACAAAACAAUUAUUUAAAAACAUUUUGGAAACAUAAUUAGUUUCUUUUUUUUUUCAAAAGGAGAAAGCACAUUGGAUUUGCCGAGCUCAUCCAUUACCUGAGUAAUUCUUUAUUCCCCAUUAUGUAAUGUCAAUAACUUUUAUGGUGUUACAAGAUUCCAUGAGCUGUGAAUGUGUUGUCUGAGCUUUAGAAGUCUACAGCAGUGAAACUAAUCUUUGAUCUUGUAAACCAGGGAUCCUCAACCUUGGCAAAUUUAAGACUUGUGGACUUCAACUCCCAGAAUUCAGGGAAUUAAAGUCCACAACUCUUAAAGUUGCCAAGGUUGAGGACCCCUGUUGUAAACCCAUAAUGCAACAUUUUUUCCUCAGGCAAAUAAAUUCCUGGGUGUGUAAUCAGGACUUCAAAACAGUGUGAUUUGGUACAGCAGUUACUCAAUUAAAUCUUUGCAAUUUCAA
This is a messenger RNA of Crotalus tigris (Tiger rattlesnake), 4969 nucleotides long. It is a transcript of the gene KCNMB2, whose product is annotated as potassium calcium-activated channel subfamily M regulatory beta subunit 2. The transcript is spliced from 5 exons. Gene Ontology annotation, molecular function: potassium channel regulator activity; calcium-activated potassium channel activity. Gene Ontology annotation, biological process: potassium ion transport; detection of calcium ion. Bases 1304 to 2011 code for a protein of 235 amino acids. The record is from RefSeq and is a predicted model, not a curated record. Gene Ontology annotation, cellular component: voltage-gated potassium channel complex; membrane. Lineage: Eukaryota; Metazoa; Chordata; Lepidosauria; Squamata; Viperidae.